AUUGUCCUCGCCGGUGCUCCGUUGAUCGGCGCGUCUCUGCCGUCCUCGCGCUGCGCAUGCGCACUGCCACUGUCCGCGCUCGUGCGGGGCCCGUGACGAUCCAGCGGGAGUGUUAGCUGUGUAAUGGCGGCUUCGGUGUUGCUCUCCGCGGAAAGCGCCGUGCCCUCGUUUACCGUCGGCCACCCCGCCGGAGCCCCGGCGGCGGGAGCCGCUCAUCACGGAUUAUCCAGUGCUCCCGGAGCCGCGUCCUGGAGCCGCUCGCUGGACCGGGCGCUGGACGAGGCGGCGGCCACCGGAGCGCUCGCCCUCAGCGGCAGGAAGCUGAAGGAGUUCCCGCGGAGCGCCGCCGGACACGACCUGACCGACACCACGCGCGCCGAUCUAUCACGAAACCGACUGACGGAGCUGCCGGUGGAGGUCUGCAUGUUUGUGUCGCUGGAGAGUUUGAACCUGUACCAGAACUGCCUGCGUUCGCUUCCAGAGAGUCUGAUCAACCUGCAGUCGCUCACCUACCUGAACAUCAGUCGGAACCAGCUGUCGACUCUCCCCGCUCAUCUGUGCCGCCUGCCGCUCAAAGUCCUCAUCGCCUGCAAUAACAAGCUGGUAUCGCUGCCGGAGGACCUGGGCAAACUCAGACAGCUCACCGAGCUGGACGUCAGCUGCAAUGAGAUCCAGACGCUUCCUCCACAGAUCGGUCAGCUGGAAGCCCUGCGCGACCUCAACAUCCGCAGAAACCACCUCGUUCGGCUGCCUCCGGAGUUGGCCGAGCUGCCGUUGGUCCGGCUCGAUUUCUCCUGUAAUAAGGUCACGACAAUCCCGGUAUGCUACCGCAAUCUCAGACACCUCCAGAGCAUCAUUCUGGACAACAACCCUCUCCAGAGCCCGCCUGCACAGAUUUGUAUAAAGGGAAAGAUCCAUAUAUUUAAAUAUCUGAACAUGGAGGCAUGUAAAGCAGCGUCAGACCUUCCAGACUACGACAGAAGACCGCUGCCUUUCGGAUCCUGUGCGGAGGAUCUGUAUUCUGGCCGGCCGUACGGAGCUCUGGACUCCGGCUUUAACAGUGUGGACAGCGGAGACAAGAGGUGGUCCGGAAAUGAGCCUUCAGACGAGUUGUCGGACCUGCCUUUAAGAGUUGCGGAAAUCACCAGGGAGCAAAGACAGCGACGGGACCGAGAAAGAGAACGCGAGGAUCACCGGACAGGGUCCCACAUAACCAACGGCACAUUGGAAGCGGAGCUUGAGCAAAUAGACUUCAUCGACAGCUGCGCGGCGGAUGAUGACGACGAAGAUGGGCGGAGCCGGAGAGGGGCGGAGCCUGUCAGCCUCAGCUCGCAGUUUAUGGCCUACAUCGAAAGACGGAUCACCAGAGAGGGUUCGCCGGUGAAGACCAGCCCAUCCCGAGACUUAAGAACCGAUGAUCCAAGACGCCAAACCUCCUUACGUGGUGGGACAGAGACAGCAUCUUCAUACGCUCACAAUCAGCGCUCCGGUUCUGGUGGCGGCGUGGAGAGAAUGAGACGGGAAGCUCAGCUGGCGGCGCUGCGGUACGAGGAGGAGAGACAGAAAACCAGAUCCGUGCAAAGAGACGCCGUCAUGAACUUCGUCAAGCACAAGUCGUCUCAGAGCCCCACGAAGCUCAGUCCGACGGACAGCGAGAGUGAGUUUGAGCCCCUACUGAUAUUUGAGAUAGACACAGAUACCAACACUAUAAAGAAGAGGCCAGACCCUCACAAACAGUCUCUCUCUGCUGUGCCGCUGGAUGGCUGUGUGUCUCCCUCUUUAUCCGUCGCCUCCUCCUGUUCACCGCAGCAAGGUGAAGACUAUGGCUCGCUGUCACCCACCGCCCUGCAGUCUCCGUCGUACCCCAGCCCAGGGGCCCCGUCCCCGACCCGCGGCCCCAGCCAGAGACCCGAGAGUUACCUGUUCCGCCUCAGUCAGCGAGAAGAGAAGAAAAAAGGAGAUUCAGGCACACAGAAGGCGGAGCCAGUUGAAACCACUCCCACACAGAGCCCCGCCCCCACAGGAGAGGAGGCAAUGCUGAUAGAGCAGCUGAGAAGGAAUAUCGAGUGCCGCCUCAAGGUGUCUUUACCCAGUGAUCUCGGGGCAGCUCUGACUGACGGGGUCGUGUUGUGUCACCUGGCCAACCACGUGCGUCCCCGAUCCAUCCCGAGCAUCCAUGUUCCCUCACCGGCGGUGCCCAAACUAACGAUGGCCAAGUGCCGGCGAAAUGUGGAGAACUUCCUAGAGGCCUGCCGAAGAAUUGGAGUUCCUCAGGAUAGUUUGUGUUCAGCGGGUGACGUGUUAAAAGGGGAGGUGGCUUGUGUGUUCAGGCUGGUUGAGGCCUUGCUCUCUCUGGCUCCGCCCACUCUUCGCUCGCCUCCUUCUUCCCAGCUGGCUGGAUUCGCUCUCUUCUACCUGUCAAUCAUGUCGCUGCUAUGCGCUCUCUACUGCCACCUGGUGCCAAGCAUUUGAACCGCGCUUCCAUGUUGAUCACUGCACUGAAAUAAAAUAGCCACUUGUUUGUCUUUGUGCAGAAUUACACAUUAGCCGGUGUUUAUGCGCACAGACGUUACGUUUAUAGUGUUUUCUAGCACACGAAAGCGAUACUUCGCUAAGCCCCGCCCCCUCUGUGUAAACGUUGCUUUGCUUUAUAAGAUUGCGUUAAUGCAUAUUUGAUACAGUUUGUUUUAAUGGUGCUAUUACAUGCACUGGAAACAAUUGUGAUUUCUAUUCCUUUAUUUGUGUUAUUUAUUUUUACAAAAAUACUUUUUUUAAAUUUAAUUAAAAUUAAAAUUAAAUUAAAAUAGUUUUUUUUUUUUUUUUUUAGAUUUUUUAUAUUUUGGGAAGAAGUUUCUUCUGCAUUUGUUUGACCAAAAAAUAAGUUUGCUUAAAAUGUAAAUUAAAAUGUGAUUUUUUCAGGAUCAUUACUAGAAAUCAUUCUAAUAUGCUGCGCAAGAAACAUAGCAUUUUCUGACUAUUAAAAACUUUUUUUUUGUGCAAACUGCAAUGCAUUUAAUUGUUCAGGAAACUCUGAUGAAUAAAAAAAAAAGUACAGCGUUUUGCUUAAAAUACAAUGCCUUUGCUGUCAAUUUUGAUCAAGUUAACGCUUCCCUGCUAAAUAAAAGUGUGGUUAAAAUGAAGCGAAAUACACGUAACUCUUAUUUGAUGAUUUAUAAACCGCUGCUAAGAUAGGAUUGGCCAGUGAUGUUCCAAGGCGGGGCUUAGCGAACAAUCCAGUGUUUCUAGGCGUGUCUUUGAGUGUGUAGAGAGCACGUUUCCGUAGCGAAAGUCAAAGCUCCAUGGAAAAGCACAAAGUUGGGCGGAUUCGCCCGUUCAGCCUUAAACAAGACGACAGAACAAGCUGCCUGCUCCGGGAACGAGCCCUUUAUUUGGCAUCAGCACCGCUGCACUCUUCCCCGAGGUUUGCCGAAGCGUGCUCCGAGAGGCUUUGAGUUUGCAAAAUGGAUGCCAGACCAUAACCUCCCCGUUCGAUCCCUCUGUGCCUUACUGUGUGCGUGUCGCUGUCUUCCACCUCACGGUUAACACGAUAGUUCACCCAAAAACAACAGUUACUCGCCUGCUUUGAGUUGCUUUCUUCCGCAAAACACAAAAGGAGAAAUUUCGGCGUACUGUGCGAGCUUCUCUCUUCUAUAGAGUUGAAGUGAACGGCAUACGCUGCUUACAAAGCCAGGUUUUUCUCUAACAGAAUUAUCAUAUGGCUUGUAAUGCAGUCAUACUAUAUUGAGCUUUAUCGUUCUUUCCGGCCCCAGGAUUCGCUUUCAUUGGGCCUCGAGUACAUUUGAAGUCAUUUGGGCCAAACACUUUCUGAUUUGAUAGUUAGUUAAACGCACAUAUGCUAAUAUAUUCGACUCAUUUGUGACUUGGGUAUGUAGUGUAGUCAUUCAUAAAUCAGCCAGCAAAUUACAAUGUGCUUUGGCUAAAUAUAUUGCAUAAAUCCUAAAUAAAUAAAUGAAUUAUUAAUGGAUUAAUGAAGAAUUAUUUAACUAAAGCAUUAAGCCUGCAGACGAAUAUUGCUGGUGCUUGGAAUAAUUAUAUACAGAAAAAAAUACUACUUUUUAAUUGAUUUUUAGUUAAUAUUAUUUCAUUAUGUUUGUCAUAAUAGCGUUGCGCAGUACAAUAAUAUAUUGAUUAAUUUAGCAGGUGCUUUUAUCCAAAGUGACUUAUUUUUUUAUGGUUUAUAAUACUAUAGUAUUUGUCGUUACGGUAAAGUGUUAUCAAAAUACAGCGCUUAAAAUAGUAAUAAUAAUACGCGUGUUUUCGUAUAAACAAAAUUCUGCUUGUGUUUCAUCGGGUGAAGCUUAUCAACAGCUUCGAGGUGUGUAAAUGUGACUUUUUGGCUGAACUAACCCUUUAAAUAGCUAGGAAACGACUCUUAUCCCUGCGGUUAUCAAGCAUGUUGUCAGAACACAGUUACGUGAAGCGGUGCGUCCCCGUUGGUGAUGAGCAGCUCUACGGUGUGAUAUCUUAGGAAACGCAGCAGAGAGUGUGUGAGCGUUUGUCUGUCAGAUACGUGUGCCAUAUUGCCUGGGUUUCCUACAGUCUGACUGUUGUCCUCCUCUGCUUUUCUACAAUAAAGUCUGAACUCAUGUA
This is a messenger RNA of Puntigrus tetrazona (Sumatra barb), 4611 nucleotides long. It is a transcript of the gene lrch3, whose product is annotated as leucine-rich repeats and calponin homology (CH) domain containing 3. The transcript has 21 exons. Gene Ontology annotation, molecular function: protein binding. The coding region runs from base 124 to 2472 and encodes 782 amino acids. NCBI's taxonomy places the organism in Eukaryota, Metazoa, Chordata, Actinopteri, Cypriniformes, Cyprinidae. The record is from RefSeq and is a predicted model, not a curated record.